UGUGAGUCACCUCGGUUGUGUGAGAACAACAACAACGUGUGUGUCACCUGUACUGCUGAUGGGAUUCCUAGUUUAUUCAGAUGGGCCUAUUCUUGCGCACUGUACACAACUAGCAAUCCAUCACAGGUACAAAUCAGUCGUGUAGAUGCCAGUGUGAGUUACAACAGACAAGGAGUCUACUCCUGCACUGGCAGUGUACAAGUGAGAGACCUGGGCAAAGGAACUUAUUACUUCCAGAUACACCUUCAUUACCUCGGGAACAGCAGUGUCAUUAGCGCUUUCACAACUCCUAUUUCUUUAUACCCGCCCCCUGCUGCCCCCGUCCUGACACAAGAAGGGCAAACUUUCUCUGGAGACAGCGCCGACAAUGUCGUUCAUCUAAUCGCGGGACAGACAUAUUCAGUCCGCUGUGACGUCACUGGUGGCAACCCCCCUGUUUCUAGCGUUACACUGACCUGUCCAGGCAACAACCCUACAACUCAGGAAGGGUCCCAGGUUUCGAUUGACUUCCCAGUGACCAGUGACACACAUGACCAAAUGUGCGAGUGUGAGGCUGACCACAGCUUGGGAGACUAUGACAAAGAAAAAACCUCUGUUGUCAUAAAAGCUGCUUUCCCACCCCAAACUGUCACCUUUGAGAGAACAGACAGGGGCAAUAACUCACCUGUGGACAUCUGCUCAGACUUCCCGCCACAGAUACCGCUCCAGUGUUGGACGACCUCUAAGCCACAGCCCCAGUUCACAAUUCUCGUGAACAACCAAGAGUACGCUAGGUCAAGGCCAGAGCAUGUGGUUGGAAGUGGAAAACAUACCAACCUGUACUCGUAUGACUUUGUACCGAAAGCUGGAGGAACUUACAACCUCACCUGUACUGCCAAGGGAGACAAUACAGCGCCUGUUGAAAGUGACCAGCUGAUCAUUCUCGUCAGAGAACCACCACAAAAGGAACCGGAAAUCACCAUCACCAGCAUCGGACCAUCCGGCAACGUCUCGAAAAACCCGGAAGUCAUCUAUAAAAGCAUCGCUACAAAUGUCUCGUGCUUGGUUGAUGGUGGAUACCCGCCCGUGAGGACACAAGACAUUCUGUUGACUUGUGGGAACAUCUCCGGCUCUGAACAGAUAACGCUUCCUCCCGGGCACUCUACAGACGGAGAAAUAGCCUGCUCUUGUAGUGCGUCUCACAUUACUGGAUGUUACUCACAAUCUGCUCACACAAGAUUUAACGUUUCAGCAUUUCCACUGAGCCCUGAGACGAACACGGACAACUCUGACUUCACUGUGGUCGCCUCUGUUGGUGUCGCUGUUGUCGUUCUUGUUGUUGUCGUCGUCGUCGUCGUCGUCGUCGUCAUCGUCGUGGUGAUUGUGCUGGUGGUGAGGAGAAGAAGGCGACUUUCGGACGGGCUCUCCCAGGAUGACCCGCACGUGUAUCCCAGGGAAACAGCUUUUGCCACGCAGCCAGUAGAUGACCCACGGCGGGUCACAGGUCAACCGACAGAGAGGGGCAACGGUACAGAGCGACAAUCGGAUAGGCUCUCCCAGGAUGAAACUCACCUGGUCCUGUUUCCAAGUGAUGCGGCAUUGGCCACGGAACCAGUAGAUGACCCACGGCGGGUCACAGGUCAACCGACAGAGACGGGCAACAGUACAGGACCAGGUGAGGGUUUUGUUUGGCUUUGA
Molecule: messenger RNA, 1677 nt
Organism: Aplysia californica (California sea hare)
Lineage: Eukaryota; Metazoa; Mollusca; Gastropoda; Aplysiida; Aplysiidae
Exons: 8
Coding region: 538-1677 (379 amino acids)
Source: RefSeq, a predicted model, not a curated record